This is a messenger RNA of Otolemur garnettii (small-eared galago), 1950 nucleotides long. Its product is annotated as CTP synthase 2-like. The record is from RefSeq and is a predicted model, not a curated record. Gene Ontology annotation, molecular function: identical protein binding; CTP synthase activity. Gene Ontology annotation, biological process: pyrimidine nucleobase biosynthetic process; CTP biosynthetic process. Gene Ontology annotation, cellular component: cytoplasm; cytoophidium. NCBI's taxonomy places the organism in Eukaryota, Metazoa, Chordata, Mammalia, Primates, Galagidae.
AUGUUGUUCCAUCCCCGCCGGCCAUCACCCCUCACACCAGAAAGAUCAUAUCUGGCUGGUGGCACUCCAGCCACUGCUAUGCCAAGGAAGUACAUCCUGGUCACAGGUGGAGUCAUCUCUGGCAUUGGUAAAGGGAUCAUCGCCAGCAGCAUUGGGACAAUUCUGAAGUCAUGUGGACUCCAGGUUACCGCCAUCAAAAUCAACCCUUAUAUUAACAUCGAUGCAGGCACUUUUUCACCUUAUGAACAUCGUGAAGUGUUAGUCUUAAAUGAUGGUGGAGAAGUUGAUGUAGACCUUGGAAAUUAUGAAAGAUUUUUGGAUAUUAACCUUUAUAAAGACAACAACAUCACUACUGGGAAGAUAUAUCAGCAUGUGAUCAAUAAAGAGAGGCGUGGUGAUUUCAUGGGGAAUACAGUGCAAGUUGUCCCUCACAUUACUGAUGUGACAGAGUGGGUCAUGAAUCAAGCCAAGGUGCCUGUGGAGGAUCAGGAACAGCCUCAAAUAUGUGUUAUUGAGUUGGGAGGUACCAAUGGAGAUAUUGAAGGAAUGGCAUUUGCGGAAGCAUUCAGACAAUUCCAGUUUAAGGUGAAAAGAGAGAAUUUUUGUAAUAUCCAUGUAAGCCUUGUCCCACAGCCUAGUUCUACUUGGGAGCAGAAAACCAAACCCACACAAAACAGUGUCUGCGCGCUGAGGGGGUUAGGUCUGUCUCCGGAUCUGAUUAUCUGCCGAAGCGCAAUGCCUGUUGAGAUGGCUGUGAAGGAGAAGAUUUCUAUGUUUUGUCAUGUGAACCCUGAACAGGUCAUAUGUACCCAAAAUGUUUAUUCCACAUACCAAGUGCCUGUGCUGCUGGAGGAACAAGGUGUUGUUAAAUAUUUUAAGGAGAGACUGCACCUGCCAACUGGUGAUUUUCCAAGUAAUUUGCUUUACAAGUGGAAAAAUAUGGCUGACAGAUAUGAAAAGUUACAGAAGACAUGAUCCAUAGCUCUAGUUGACAAAUAUACCAAGCUCCCGGACUGCUAUGCUUCCGCGUUCAAAGCCCUGGAGCAUUCAGCCUUGGCCAUCAACUACAAGUUGAAUCUGAUGUACAUAGACUCCAUUGAUCUGGAGCCAAUCACUGAAUCUGAGAACUCUGUGAAAUUCCACGAAGCUUGGCAGAAGCUAUGCAAAACUGAUGGUGUUCUUGUGCCCGGAGGCUUUGGAAUCAGAGGAACAUUGGGAAAACUCCAGGUGAUUUCUUGGGCAAGGACUAAGAAGAUUCCUUUUCUGGGAAUUUGCCCUGGGAUGCAGCUAGCAGUGAUAGAGUUUGCAAGAAACUGCCUUAAAAUGAAAGAUGCUCAUUCCACAGAAUUUGAGCCAAAUACUUCAGUUCCUUUGGUGAUUGAUAUGCCUGAAUACAGCCCUGGCAAUUUGGGAGGACCAAUGAGGCUAGGAAUGAGAAAAACUGUUUUCAGAACUGAAAAUUCAUUAUUAAGGAAAAUUUAUGGUGAUGUUCCCUUUAUAGAAGAAAGACACAGACAUCGGUAUGAGGUGAACCCUAAUAUGAUCAACCAAUUCGAGCAUAGUGACUUACAUAUUGUUGGUCAGAAUGUGGAUGGGGAGAGGAUGAAAAUCAUUGAACUGGCGAAUCAUCCCUAUUUUCUUGGUGUCCAGUUCCAUCCGGAGUUCUCUCCAAGCCCAUUGAAAUCUUCUCCUCUAUACUUGGGGCUGUUGCUUACAGCUACCGGGAACCUGAAUGCCUUCAUGCAGCAGGGAUGCAAACUCUCUGCCAGUGAUAGAUACAGUGAUUCGAGUGAUGACAGCUUGUCCGAGCAACGGAUAGCAGAUUUGGAGAUAAACUAAUAUGGGACGUGGAAGGAUGUGGACUACCAGCAAGGCAUCUGAAGUAAUUGAACUCAAUAUGAAGGAACUAUCUGAAGAAAUCACCACAUUCAUAGCAUCACUCUGUUCUCC